GACCGAUAAUAUAUCCUUUUGGCUGAAGAAAGAGCUAGCAAGGAAGCAAACUGUUAAAUAAUACUCACGAAGUUAAAAGGCGGAAAUGUCUGUACAUUCAGACACCCAGACAGCUGAGUGACUUGGCCAAAGUUACAGCUGAAGUAGAUAUUUUGCAGAGACUGCGAGUCUUACAAAGGAAUGAGCGAUACUUAUCGAGGAAGUCGCCCAAUUGGCUAGCGAAAAAGUAGCUAGCUCAGCUGCUAGCUGUCGUUAGCGAGGGGAGUUCUUUGUUUUGUUUUUCAGGUGGAGGUCCAACUAAACAUGAAGAGAGACUAUUAGUAUUUAACUUUUACUUAGGAGUUUUAUACGGAUAAGCAUGUAAAGAGUGUCCACAGCGGUAGUUAGCUGAACAGUAAGUAAACAGCCAAGGGGGUCAACUUUAGCAGCAAAUAUCUGAUUGUUGGCGUGGGUCAGGAAAGGACACGACGACAUGGGUAACUGUCUCAAGUCUCCUACAGCAGACGACAUUUCUCUGCUCCACGAAUCCCAGUCAGACAGGGCUAGUUUCGGUGACGGGACAGACCCGGACCUGGAGCCGCCUCCGCCCUACCAGGAGCAGGCUCACAUGCCCAUGUACCAUCCCACACCCAGUCAGGCUCGUCUGGUCACCCAGCUGACAGAAGAGGAGCAGAUCCGCAUAGCUCAGCGCAUUGGCCUCAUCCAGCACCUCCCUAAGGGUGUUUAUGAUGGAGGGCAAGACGGCUCAGAGAAGAAGAUCAGAGAAUGCGUGAUCUGUAUGCUGGACUUUGUUUAUGGGGACCCCAUCCGGUUCUUGCCAUGUAUGCACAUCUACCACAUGGACUGUAUAGAUGAUUGGCUUAUGAGAUCCUUCACCUGCCCCUCCUGCAUGGAGCCUGUGGAUGCUGCCCUGCUCUCCACCUACGAGACCAACUGAAUUUUCCAUCCCUUCUUCCCCUGAAUCGAUAUAUCAAACACGACCCCCUCCAGCUCCCAAAACCCAGCAGCUGCCCUCUUAUAGAUCGAGAGGAGCUGAAAGAAAAAAAAAAAAGAAAGUGUUGGCUUUUGUCUUGCACUUUAAAAGUUUCCCACUCACCUAACGUUGGCCUUUCAUACCCCUGGUCUGAUUUCAGAUUGAGCUGGUCUUAAACAUCUGUUACACAAGUCGGUAAGAGACGGGCGUCCCGGCGACCCUGCAUGGUUGUGUUUCUGUGUUUCUGUCAUGCCGAGGCACUCUCCAGCUUUGCCGCUAACAGCGAGCAUGUGGCAUUUGUGUCUAAAAGAGCUGUUUGGUGACUGCGUUUCCACUCGAGCGGGUCUCAGUGGCGUUCUCCCCAUCGGCCAGCACCUUUAUUCAUCACUGAUCACGACUUAAAUGAUUAAUUUGGUAAACAAAUUAUUGAUGAGAAUGCUCGGAUGAUUUGCCAGAUAUGUGUUGGCAACAGUGAACAAGACCUUUCAAACAUAUUGAUCUGUUAAACACAUUAAAGUAGCCCUGCCCUUUGGAUAUGUGGGAAUACAUUGCUGACAUUUACACUGUUGGUGUACAAAAGAAGCCAAACAGGAUUACAAAAAGAAAACACUUUACAGGAGUCACCCAAAGUGUAAAAGUAUACAGUGGUGUACUUUAUUUAUAUCAAAACUACUUCAUAUGUGUCUUUAUCCGUUCCUCUAAAAAUAUAUUUUGAAUUCAAGGGAAAACAAAGUAGAGUUUUGUAAUGUUUGACCAGACGAUGUGUUGUAGCUGACGGCCAGUGUAAAGGGCUCAUUUGUGCAUGGGCAGGCGGAUCAGUCCGUGGAAAUUAGAAGCGCUUGCACACACUCUUCAUCUGAUCCAGAGACUUGCACUUUACUCCUAGGACAUUAUGUAAAACAGUAUAUUAAUAUAUGUACAUUAUAACCUUGCACUAUCAAUACUUCAUUCCUUUUAUCUCCUGAGAUGCAAAAGUUAUAUAGCUGAUAAAGAUGUUUUUAAAGCCGUCAGUAGUCACUUAUCACAUUGAAGUAAUCCUGAACACGCAUUUCAUGAAAUCUGUGAUUCAUAUCCACUUUGUUGUGCAAUUUUUUGAUUGUUCUUUGAUUUUUUUUUUCCUUUGUGUGUGUGUAAUUGAAGGGACAGAGGCUUGCUCAGCUUUAAAGGAAUGGUUUGACAUUAAAGCUUCUUCAAAUUCU
This is a messenger RNA of Oreochromis aureus, 2172 nucleotides long. Its product is annotated as RING finger protein 11-like. The record is from RefSeq and is a predicted model, not a curated record. The transcript has 3 exons. NCBI's taxonomy places the organism in Eukaryota, Metazoa, Chordata, Actinopteri, Cichliformes, Cichlidae. Bases 473 to 937 code for a protein of 154 amino acids.